CCCCCGGGUGAAGAUGUCUGCCUCGGGUACAGGCUGCGGACCCGCCUCGGGACCCGGGUCCGGGGCUUCGAACCCCCGAAAGUUUAGCGAGAAGAUAGCGCUGCACACCCAGCGACAGGCUGAGGAAACGGCCGCCUUUCAGGAGGUCAUGAUGGACAUCACCUCCACCAGGCUGCAGGCCCAGAAGCUGCGUCUGGCCCGGACUCAGGGACCGUACUACGGAGGCUCACUGCCCAACGUCAACCAGAUCGGCAGGAUCCCUCAGGACUUCCAGGGCUCCUUCCCCUCCUCGCUGGAGUCCACUCGCUCCACCCGACACCACGGUCUGGUGGAGCGAGUGCAGAGGGAUCGCCGCUUCAUCUCACCGGUGCGACCGUACCGCAACCGACAGGUGGACAACUCGCCGUAUAACUCCGCAUAUCUGUCCCCGCCUCCGGACCCCAGCUGGAGAAGGAAUUGGUCCGGAAACUUCCCCGGGGAUAAAAGCCAGUUGUUUCGUCUCCCCGUCACUGCACUCAACAGGACUAACUCUGACUCGGCACUCCACACCAGCGUGAUGAACCCCCCCCCGGGAGACCCCUUCUCCACAGGGGGCCACCCCCUCACCCCCCAGAACAGCAGACGCUCAGGGCAGAGUGAUGGAGAGGGCAGAAGAAUGUUUCCGUACCCGGUGCCCCCCAUCGAAGAGAACAUGUUGGAUGAGGGGAAACUGCUCAAACCCUGGGACACCAAGAAGUUGCCUCUGUUGUCGUCCCGGCCCAAAUCUUGUGAAGUCCCUGGCAUCAACAUCUUCACGUCUCCGGAGCAGCCGUCCACUCCGGCUCACGGCGUUCCGUCAGCGCUGAACACCGGCGGCUCGCUGCCCGACCUUUCCAGCCUUCACUUCCCGUCGCCGCUGCCCACGCCGCUGGACCAGGACGAGCCCUGCUACCCAGGAUGCACCUCUCUGAGCGGGGGCAGCAGCACGGGGAACCUGGCCUCCACCCUCACUCAGCUGGGCAUCAACGCCGCCAACGCUCAGGGCGGCAACGCCAACUUCCACCACCACACGCCAGGUCUGCUGGCGUCCCUGCAGAACACGCUCGGCAACCCCUCCCUGCAGUCGUCUCUAAGCAACCCCAACAUCCAGUCGUCGCUCAGCAACCACUCCUUCUCCAACUCUCUGAGCUCCGCCUCCCUGCACUCGUCGCUAAGCAAUCCCUCUCUGCAGUCCUCGCUGAGCUCCUCCCCCUCGCUGCAGUCCUCCCUCAGCAGCCAAUCGCUGCACUCCUCCCUCAGUAGCUCCUCCCUGCAGUCCGUGUCCAGCGGUAACCCCGGAUACGGCGGUGGCGGCUCCUCCUCCUUCUCACCAUCCCUAAGCACCUCCCCACGGAGACGGGCGCAGCUCUCCCCCCUCAUCCUGCCCAUGGGGGGGGAGUCCCGGAGGCAUCACUCCAAACAGUUCUCCCCCACCAUCUCCCCCACGCUGUCCUCCAUCACACAGGGCGUCCCUCUGGACACCAGCAAACUUCCUCUGGACCAGCGGCUCCCUCCCUACCCGCUCAGCCAGUCCCACCAGCACCAGCAGGGCUCCCAGCAGCCCCCUCCCAUGAGCCAGCAACAGCUGCAGCGCCUCCAGCAGCCGCGGCCCAGCGCUCAGCAGCAGCAGCUCCACCUGCAGAACCUCCGCAACUCCCACAGCCAGCACCUGCACUUCAGCUCCGAGCAGCAGCAGAGGCCGAUGGGCCAGCAGCUGACCACGGGGAACUCUCAGCUGAUAAAGAACGAGCGGCCGAUGGAUCAGUGUGUCCAGGGCUCCUCUCAGUGCCUCGUCAAACAGGAAGCGGAGCAGCGAGCCGGCGGCCCCCCCCACCUCCAGCAGAUCAGCCACUGCCUCGCCACCGACCUCUACAACGAUGCCUUGUUCAACUCUCUGCUGGACGACCCCUACCUGAGCCUGCAGCUCACGGGCAAAUCCAACCAGCAGUUUUCCGCAGAGAGCCCGGGCGACUGUCUCUCUCUGAACCACGCUCUGAGCUCCGAUAAGAACCAGUUCCCCUCCAACAGCCAGGUGCCCCUGGACCUGCAGGACAACCAGAACCAGAACUACUGCGGGGGGGACGGACGCCUCAAUGUGCCCAACAUCAUCCUCACCGGAGACUCCCCCCCGGGCCUGUCUAAAGAGAUCACCAGCGCUCUGUCUCACGUCCCAGGCUUCGAGAUGGACCCCUUCUCUCUGGAUGACCCGCUCCGGAUGGACCCUAUGGCUCUGGACAUGCUGGACGGGGAUCUGAUGCUGGCCGACCCCGCCGUGGAGGACUCCUUCAGAUCUGACCGGCUCAAGUGACACCCCCCCCCACCCCCACCUUGCGCUUGGGAGUAAAACCUCCAAGCGUCUCGGCGAGAGGACAUUUCUCUCCUGGACCUGAGAGAGGGGGAGUUUACCGUGACAAAAGCUCUCGCAGUUCUUUAAGUCCAGAUGCGCCCUCUGCUGUGUCUCCAUCCGCGUACUUCGGUUCUUCUCACACCAGCUGGUUUGUGCGUCCCAAUGCAAAGUACAGCACUGAGGACCGGGGGGCUGUAAGUGAAGCACUGUGAGGAACAGUGUACACCAUGUGACCUCUCUAUCCCAAAUCAUACUACGACUCUGUGGUCCAAAAGAAGCAGAGCCCUAAUUUGGGUCAACACGGUGGUGAGUCAGUGUUUUAGCACUUCCUGUCCCCUUGUCUGGAAGUCAAUGGUAUUUUGAAUUAUUUUUGGUGAGAUGCCUGACAUCAAGGCGUAACGUACCACUAUACUCGUGUCCGAAAGAAGCCCCGUGCAUUAUCCAGGUUAAUUCAGCAGCACGAACAAUCGCUGCUAACCAGCUAGCUGGCGGUGUGUGUGGUGUAAGACAGGUCAGGACACACACGGUGUACUGAAGGAAGUACCCGGAUUGAGACACAGCGCUUCUCUUGCGGCAUUAGCUUGUUCGACCUGCAUGUCAAGGAAAAAUGCACUCGCGUAAAUGCAAAAACAACACGCCGGCUUUAUGUAAAAAGAGCAGUCUGUAAAACCAGCAAUGCUUGUGCGGUCGUUAAGAGAAAUAUGCACCCUGAGGAUCUGUCCCACUGCUGCAGGGGGGAGGACGUGCGCUCCCAGUACUUCAGGUGAGGGGCUCGCCUCCUCUGCUUUAUCCGCCACUCCAACAGGAACUCAGCCAUGACUUAGAGGUCUGUAUAUUUUUUUAAAUAAAAGCUUUCCCUGCUCCGACAGUCACAGAGGUCCCUGAGGUUCUCCUCAGAAUAAAGAGGGUACAGCAGGUCAAAGGUGUGUUCAGUGCGUGCAAAGCCCCCGAUAUGCUGCUGCUUCUCAAGCGACUUCCUCCUUGGUGUCCCAUUAAAACCCUCGUGUCGUCCUGUGGUCACAGACGAGGCUUCCCUCAAAACGCCCGAGCUUUUCCCCCAGAGUUCCCGGAUAACACGUCAUAAUAAUAUUUGCAAAUAGACUUUGAAGGGCCUCAGAAAGAUGGAGAAAUGCGUAGAUUUUGUGAAUUUUAUCAGUAAUUUAUUUACACCUGACCUUUUUUCACUCCAUUUUGGGUGAUUUUUGGUGUAAAAAGAUGAGCAGCCCCGGUUCAAAUCAAAGGAGAAGAAGAAUAAACCCUUAUUGGUCCCACAGAGGGGAAAUGUACAUCCUGCAUCUGACGCCUCAGAGUGUUGGGAGCAGUGGGCUGAUAUGUAAGCCCGGGAGCAGGGUAGGGAGCGGUGCCUUCAAGGACAUCUCGGUAGCACUUGGUCUUUCGGGGACUUGAAUCGGUGACCUUCCAGCUUCCCGACAAGUCCCAACGGACUUCGCCAACACCGUCCUAACUCUCCGCCAAAACUACAUUUGGUUUAGAACAGGUUUGUUAUUGAUUCACACACCGUUUAACACCAUCGUUAAGCCGCAGAACAAAUAUUCCAACAAGAGAAAACUCCCACACCGACGCUGGGUGUUUAAGAACUACAUUUGAAGGGAGAAAGACACAACAAGAAAUUUACCCCGUAUACUUUCCACAGGAAUAUGACAAGAAAAGUAAAAAUCCUUAAUGGAUAUUAAAAAUGAGUCAAGAGGGAAAAAAUUAAGUCUGUUACACAGAGGACAAAGCCGCCACACUUCGGUUUCUAACUAAUCCUAUUUCAGUCCAAAGAAGACUGCAGGCCCGGCCCUGAAUCACGGCAGACCCGGCCCUGAAUCACGGCAGACCCGGCCCUGAAUCACGGCAGACCCGGCCCUGAAUCACGGCAGACCCGGCCCUGAAUCACGGCAGACCCGGCCCUGAAUCACUGCAGACCCGGCCCUGAAUCACGGCAGACCCGGCCCUGAAUCACUGCAGGCCCGGCCCUGAAUCACUGCAGGCCCGGCCCUGAAUCACGGCAGACCUGGCCCUGAAUCACGGCCGACCCGGCCCUGAAUCACUGCAGACCCGGCCCUGAAUCACGGCAGACCCAGCCCUGAAUCACGGCAGACCUGGCCCUGAAUCACGGCAGACCCGGCCCUGAAUCACGGCAGACCCGGCCCUGAAUCACGGAUCCAAAUAUCUAAAAUAAAUUGUUGAAUUUUCCUCCAGAGUCACCAAAAAGAAGCUCGUGUUUUUCAGGUUAGCCGGUGUCCGAUGUGAUCACAGGCCUUUUACACCACCGUUACAUCUUCACUUUCCUAAGCCUGCUUGUUUUUAAAGGUCCUGUAUGAUCCUCCUCUUCAUCAGUAUAUCGCAGAUCCCAGAUAUAUCCAGAGCCUGUCUCUGAUUGGCUGAAACCCCAAACAAGUCAUCCUCCAUAACCCCCCUCUGUUUCAGCCCUGUUCCUGAAGUGUGUAGCUUUGAAUGCUAAUGAGCUGCGGCUGGCCACGCCCCUCUGAGAGCUGAUUGGUUUAAGGCAGGGGUGUCCAAACUUUUUUCACCGAGGGCCACAUACAGAAAAACAUACGGAGAGCUGGGCCCCUGAUAGAGGAGAAUAUCGCCUCAUAAGUGAAGUUAUAAGUUAGCAAAACAAAUCAGAUGUAGGAGAGUAAUGCGUGAUACUUGAAAACGCUUUCAGAAAGAACAGCCUACAUCCCGUCUGUCUUCAGGGUUCAUUUGUUCUGUUGCAGCUCAUCCCUUAAAACAGGAGCCUCAGAGUGCUGAUAAUCAGAGGGAACAUGAAGGUCACAUCUCCAGCUGGUUAUAGAAAUAAAUUACUGGGUUUUUUAUCAACUCAGAUUUGUUAGAGAAUGUUUUAGAUUCUAAAUGACUGACUUUAUUUUAAAUUGGGCUCAUUAAUAUAUCUGAACAUAUAUCUGAGAAGUAAAAUAUAAGAGCAGCAGAAGUUUGAUUUGUGGGCCGUAUUCAUUAUGCUUUUAGAAUGUGCUGAGGGCCGAUUCAAUAUGGCCUGCGGGCUCAUUUGGCCCCCGGGCCGUAGUUUGGACACCCCUGGUUCAAAGAAACUCCAAGAGGAGCUCCGGGUGAUCAGGUGGGGGGGGUUUGGUUAUUGGCUAAUGGUUGCACACCCCAAACGAACAUUGUGACAUCACAGAGCGGCCAAACUGAUCAGCUGAUUUUCAGUCUGGCUUUUAUAGAGACAGAUCAGGACAGAAAGAGAAGGGGUCUUUGUCCCUGAGUCUCUGAACACUGGGGGGGGGGGGGGGGCGCAUGCUGAUGUGUUGCAUGAUAGGGGACCUUUAAAGAAAAUCUGGCCUUCUUUGUCGAACCUUGUUCUGAGAGUCGGAGGUUUGGAUGCAGAUCUGCAGCGUCAUGUUUCCCACACAUUCCCCUUCGAGCCGAGGGUCUCGCUGACGAUGCAUCGCCUGCCGUCGCCUGAAGUGCGUUUUUUAUAUAAACAUUAUGCAUUUAAAUGAUGAAGCUGAAUGUUAACUGCAUAUGUGAGCGGCUUCUCUGUUACUGAAAGAAUAUUAACGUGUACAAAGCUGCAUACCUGUCCUGUUUGAACGCUUUACCGCUGCCUUCAGCUUCUUAAAGGGCAAUCCACCAAUGUUCAUCUACUACGUUUACCACAAAGUGCCAAGAGAGACUCCCCGUGCGCACCGCUGUGAGAUCUAAAUAUACCCAAAGACUAUUUUCAUCUUCAUCGAUUAAUCUAGCGGAUAUUUUUCUGAUUGAAGUCUGAAUAGUGUCUGAAGAAGAGAUAGGUGUUUAAACGCAGCAGAAGUGAAAGACUUUUCAGAAAGACUUCCACAAACGAUGCACAUCAACAGAAUCAUAGUGUCUUCACGUCUUAAAGCUGUGAGUCAUAUAUCGCACCUCCAACAACAAAUAGAUCCAGAGGUUUCUUUACUUCCUCUCCAGAAAAAGGAGAGUAACAGAAAGGAUCAGAAAUCUCAGUCUCAGUGUCAGCCUGCUGCCUGCCACUCGUCCCCCGCAGACCCACCGGACAUCCAUCCCCUCUUUAUUCUCCGUAAACUGUCUGCCCUCUGACCAGACACCUGACCCCAUCUCCAUAUCUCUGGACUCAGUAAACCCUUUCUGACCAACAGAGAGAUUGUUUCCUGGCAGCACUUUAAACAUUUGAAGGGGAAAAUCUGCAUUUUCUAGAUUUACAACUACAAAAUCCUCCUAUUUGGAAAUCUGCAAAAUGAAAAACGCCCUCCUGAAACUUCCCACUGCUUUUUCAAUAAAAGUUCAAUAAUAUUUAAUAAUUAAGAAAUAUCCGUUAAUCACGACGUCUGAAGGACGAGCAAAUGUGACAUUUUGCCUUCUCAAAGCAGAAAAUCCAACCUUUGAUCGUUUUAGACCUAAAGUACACGAGAUGAAACGGCAGAUUGAUGGAUGAUGAAAAUAGUCUAACUGUCCGUAGAGAAAAUAAAGGAAAGACUUUUAUCCAUAGACUUCAUUCAACAAUUUUUGGUGGGAUUGCCCUUUAACCCCGGUCACUGUGAUUGACAGCCCUUAGCCCCGCCUCCGCGCGUACCUGCACUUCCUGUCCGAGCAGAGCAACAUAUUUUUAUCUAACAAAAGGUAGAAAAAAUCUAAUGAUUAUUAAUGUUAUUCUGACUAUAGAGACGUUUUAUUUUUUAAUCCAAAGUGGUCUGUCUGUAUAUAAUUCCUCAGAUAAUAUCUUUUAAACAAGAAAAUAAAUACAGUAUAUUUAAGACGAGAGAAGAAGAGGAGGAGGAGGAGCUUUGAAGAGUUUUUGAACAACAGCUUGUAUUUGUGUGUUUUAAAUAUGUCUUGUGAUAUGUUGCCCCCCCCCCCCCAUGUUUAUUUCUGAACAUUUUUGGGUUCUUUAAGUUUUUUAUUUGAGAUUUUCUUUUUUUCAAUAAAACGACUGUCCCUAUAAUUUUAUAUUUUCCAUUAAAAUCAUUCAUAAUAAAAAACUGGAA
Messenger RNA from Eleginops maclovinus (Patagonian blennie), 7317 nucleotides. Its product is annotated as CREB-regulated transcription coactivator 2. The record is from RefSeq and is a predicted model, not a curated record. Gene Ontology annotation, biological process: positive regulation of transcription by RNA polymerase II; protein homotetramerization. The coding region runs from base 14 to 2326 and encodes 770 amino acids. NCBI's taxonomy places the organism in Eukaryota, Metazoa, Chordata, Actinopteri, Perciformes, Eleginopidae. Gene Ontology annotation, molecular function: cAMP response element binding protein binding. The transcript is spliced from 16 exons. Gene Ontology annotation, cellular component: cytoplasm; nucleus.